Molecule: messenger RNA, 698 nt
Organism: Phoenix dactylifera (date palm)
Lineage: Eukaryota; Viridiplantae; Streptophyta; Magnoliopsida; Arecales; Arecaceae
Source: RefSeq, a predicted model, not a curated record
AAGUGGCCGGGUUCCUUUUGAUCAUUCCUGGCGGCCAUCGGUUUUCUUUCUCGUUUCGAGACCCAGAGGGAGGGAGAGAGAGAGAGAGCGAGUAUAGAAGAGCAACAGGGAAGGAAACGAUGCCUCUCAAAACCGUCGAUGCGACCGUCUCGGAUUUUGAGGAAGUUUUCGAGCGAUUCAAAUCGGAGAACUCCCAGAAUCAACUAAAAUUUCUGCUCUUCUUAGCGAACAAAGACCCCUCCACCUCCCUUAGCUGGUGCCCUGAUUGCAAUGUGGCAGAGCCUGUAAUAUAUGAAAAACUAGAAGCUUCGCAAAGCGAUGUGGCACUCCUGAGAGGAUAUGUUGGAGAUAAAGGUACAUGGAGAAAUCCUAGCCACCCAUGGAGAGUCGACCCAAGAUUCAAGCUCAGUGGGGUUCCAACCCUCAUUCGAUGGGAGAAUGAAGCGAUCAUUGGACGCCUGGAAGACCAUGAGGCUCAUGUUGGAAACAAAAUUGAUGCCCUUCUAGCUAGCAAUUGAUCUUAUUCUCCAGCAAUGACUGUUUUAGUACUGCUCUGAAGAAUAAUAUUUCACAGCUUGAAUUUGUGAUGGUAGACAAUAAACCUACCAAGUUGGCAUGCAAGAAUUUUUGUUUUGUAUCUUUGGAUACUCAAGAUCUUUCAGAUUAAUGCAAAAGCUAUGAUGAAUAAUAUUUCACAG